Molecule: messenger RNA, 441 nt
Organism: Acanthoscelides obtectus
Lineage: Eukaryota; Metazoa; Arthropoda; Insecta; Coleoptera; Chrysomelidae
Source: the annotation of a GenBank genome assembly
AUGGUUCGGGAAAGAAAUUUUCAGCAUGAAUUUAGUUUUGGACCCUACCUUUUGCCUGCAAGGUUAAAUGCUGCGACCUUCUUGGAAUUUUUAAAGGCUGAACAUGCGAAUAUGUGGGAUGAUGUUAUGUUAGAUUUAAGAAGAUUGGCCUGGUUCCAGCUUGAUGGUUGUCCAGCUCAUUAUUCGAGAAUAGUUAGAAACUGGCUGGACAAAAAUUAUCCAGAAAGAUGGAUAGGCCGUGGAGGACCAGUCCCCUGGCCUCCACGAUCCCCUGACCUAAAUCCAUUAGAUUUCUUUGUGUGGGGAUUUCUAAAAGAAAAAGUGUACCAAACUCCCGUAGCCACAAGAGAUAUGCUAAUAGACAGAAUCAGGAAUGCAUGUGAUGAAAUAAGGCCUUAUUUGAAUAAUGCGUUCGAUCAUUCUCUAGAGCUAGUAGAGUAA